Molecule: messenger RNA, 2194 nt
Organism: Aspergillus ibericus CBS 121593
Lineage: Eukaryota; Fungi; Ascomycota; Eurotiomycetes; Eurotiales; Aspergillaceae
Product: glycoside hydrolase family 18 protein
Exons: 10
Coding region: 221-2104 (627 amino acids)
Biological process (GO): carbohydrate metabolic process
Molecular function (GO): hydrolase activity, hydrolyzing O-glycosyl compounds; chitin binding
Source: RefSeq, a predicted model, not a curated record
CAAAAUCUUACCGGAAGACAAGGUCCGAUACAGAAGUGUGAACAGAGGCUAUGUCUUCUGGACCCAAUAGACCCCCUCAGGUUGACCGGUUUAUCUCACAUUGUAUUCUUCUUUAUUUAAAUAUUACGCUGCAGCUGAAUGAACCUUUCUCAACAUUCAGGUACGGACUGCGAACCUUCCAUUUUAUACUUCGUCACUCGUGGACGGCUUCACUGCAAAGAUGAGGCUGUUGCCCAGGGUUGCCCCAAUCUUGAUCCUUCUCAGUCUUCUGGUCUUGGCAUCUUCCCAAGAAACAGCUUCAGCAAAUGACGACUAUACUUGCUCCUCGACCAAGCCGUGUACAACAGGAUGUUGUGGUGUGACAGGAGUAUGUGGCCUGGGACCUGAGUUUUGCGGCGCAGGGAACUGUACUUCCAGCUGUGAUGCAAAAUCCGAAUGUGAUCCGGGAUGGGGAUCUGAAUGGAGUUCAGCAGAGAAGUGUCCCCUGAAUGUCUGUUGCUCUCAAUAUGGGUUUUGCGGUACGACCUCGGAAUUUUGUGGGAAUAAAACUGUCACCAAACCUUCCUGCAGUGGAAGUUCUGCAAACGGGAGAUCAAUUGGUUAUUACGAGGGCUGGUCAAUCACGCGGGUUUGCGAUGCCAUGACCCCCGAAGCCAUUCCUGUUGGCGCAUAUACUCAUCUCAACUACGGAUUUGCCUACAUCGACCCCGAUACUUUUGCCGUUGCGCCCAUGAGCGAGAGCGAUCUUGGGCUCUACUCACGUUUUACGGGCCUAAAGGAAAGUAAUACCGGUUUAGAGACAUGGAUCAGUAUUGGUGGAUGGUCUAUGAAUGAUGCUGAUCAGCCAACUGCCAAGACCUUCUCGGACCUUGCUGCCUCAUCCUCUGCGCAAACAGCAUUCUUCAAAUCAUUGUUAUCCUUUAUGACAACUUACGGCUUUGACGGUGUGGACAUUGACUGGGAAUAUCCAGUUGCUUCAGACCGUUCUGGCCAGCCCAGCGAUUUCGAAAACUAUCCGUCUUUCUUGAAGAAUCUUCGUGCUGCACUUGGCUCAACGGGUCAUAACUAUGGACUGUCGAUUACUGUCCCAUCAAGUUACUGGUACAUGCAGAACUUUGAUAUCGUUUCCAUUGAGAAGAUUGUGGAUUGGUUCAAUGUGAUGACCUACGAUCUCCACGGUACAUGGGACUCAACAGACCCGUACAUUGGUCCCUACGUUUAUGCACACACCAACCUGACCGAGAUUGAUCAGACCAUGAAUCUCUUCUGGCGGAACAGUAUAUCCCCAUCAAAAAUCAAUCUAGGACUUGGCUUUUAUGGUCGCAGCUUCACCCUUUCUGACCCAUCUUGCACCAAAGCUGGUUGUCCCUUCAGCAGUGGCGGGAAUCCUGGAAAGUGUUCGGCAUCUUCUGGUACCUUGAUGGACUCGGAGAUUGACGCUAUCAUUGCGAGUGGCAAUGCGACUUCAACGCUCGAUAAAGAUGCUGCUGUCAAUAUUGUUACAUGGGACACGAACCAAUGGGUAUCGUAUGAUGACGAGACCACUCUCAAGAUGAAGAAAGAUUAUGCCAACGACUUGUGCCUGGGCGGUACGAUGGUCUGGGCUGUGUCAACAGACAACGGCAAUGGCACGUCCAGUAGCUCACUACUAGAGAUGAAUAGCCUGAUCAAGAAAAGUCUCUUUGGGGGCCAAACCCCUCAAGUUUCAUCUCUUUCGCAGUGCAUCUGGGGCGAUUGCGACGCGGAUUGUCCUGCAGGAACCACACCGGCAACCACUGGGAAAGGCAAGUCGGCAUCUAAUGUAGCCAUUUACACUGGAUGUCCUUCCAAACAGGAGAGAAAAUACUGCUGUCCGACAGACAAUGUCCCAACAUGUCACUGGCUCCUCUAUGUGUCCAUCAUGAAUGCGCAGACGAUGAAGUUCAAAUUGCAACGGAUCAAUCUGCCGGCGGUCAUGGUUGUUGGUUCAAUCAUAAGUCACUAUGUUGCUCGUCGACAACAUCUGACGCAGCCGUUGGACAAUGCAAAUGGUCGGGCCGAGCACCGCUUUGCGCAAGUGGUAGCAAUCAUGCGUCUUGCGAUUCGGACUUUCCCGAAUAUCUGACGGAUAGUGUUGACGGACAAGGUGGUGAAUCAGUAUGCUACACUGGAUUCAAAAGUUUGUGUUGCACGGACCCUAUCCCGUACCAGAACU